Molecule: messenger RNA, 999 nt
Organism: Galendromus occidentalis (western predatory mite)
Lineage: Eukaryota; Metazoa; Arthropoda; Arachnida; Mesostigmata; Phytoseiidae
Product: BTB/POZ domain-containing protein kctd15-like
Exons: 5
Coding region: 1-999 (332 amino acids)
Biological process (GO): protein homooligomerization
Molecular function (GO): protein binding
Source: RefSeq, a predicted model, not a curated record
AUGUCCCGUGCUCCGAGCGGGGAUCGGUCUCCGAGUCGCUCACCACCAGCUCUGUCGACCUUGCUAUCGAACAGCGGUCGGGAUUUCAAGGAGAGUCUGCGACUAGGCGAUUUUCUACCGCGCAGAGGCAGCCGGAGGUCUUCUGCCAUGCUGAACCACAACUUGGAGAACUCACCGCGGUCGUGGGUGGACCAUAAGUUCUUGCAGAUGGCUGCCGCAGCAGCCGCGACACCCGCGACAAGUUCCGGCGGUGAUCUAUUCGCUCCGGACACACCGAAGAUCUCGGGUAUCCCUUGCGCAGCCGCUCCGUCCCGCUACACUGCCCCGGUGCACAUCGAUGUGGGCGGUGUGACUUACACAUCAUCCUUGGAGACCCUCACGAGAUACCCUGACUCGAAGAUCGGUCGCUUAUUCAACGGAUCGAUCCCGAUAGUACUCGAUACGCUGAAGCAACAUUAUUUCAUCGAUCGAGACGGCCCCACAUUCCGCCACGUGCUCAACUUCCUCCGUUUCGGACGUCUGGUGCUCCCCAAGGACUUCAGCGAAUUCAAUUUACUAAUGGAGGAAGCGAAGUUCUACGACAUACCUCUACUCAACCAGGCCUUGCAAAAUCUCUUGAGGAGAUCGCGGAGUUCGAGUCCCGACGCCAAGCGGGCGUGUCGACGAGGAAGAACUCUGGCUCACCAAUGUAUUCUGCUCAGCACAUCUCCUGAUUUAGGAGAAAGGAUUCUGGUGUCUGGAGAUCGAAAGCUCGUAGAAGAGACAUUCCCGGAAAUAAUUGACAGCUUGGAGAGCUCAACUUCCUCGACUUGGCUGAGUUCGGAUUCGAAUCACUUGCAUCGAUUCCCAUUAAACGGUUUUUCGAAGUUUCAACUAUUAACAACGAUACAACGACUCUUGAAUGACAACUUCAUGCUAUCAACAUGCGUCAGCUGUGGGCUUGAAGGUAGAAUGGGUUGCGAAUAUCUUUUUGUCAAGAAAGAACUAUGUGAUGCGUAG